This is a messenger RNA of Odontomachus brunneus, 1743 nucleotides long. RefSeq lists its product as uncharacterized. Lineage: Eukaryota; Metazoa; Arthropoda; Insecta; Hymenoptera; Formicidae. The transcript is spliced from 4 exons. The record is from RefSeq and is a predicted model, not a curated record. Bases 1 to 1701 code for a protein of 566 amino acids.
AUGUCGCGAAACCCAACCGACUUCAAGUUUACCGAACCAAUGCAGAUAACUAUCGGCAACGGUGUACAGGUAAAAACAAACGAUCUGAUAAAAAACACGGACGGCAAAGCUUACACAGAAGUAAUAAAUUCUUUGGACACUGAAGUAGAAAUUCUCGUACCCACUUAUAAUAUACGACCUGCGAAUCCCAAGGACAACGAAAAUGGUAACGUUUUGAAGAAUAAUAACGAUAAAGAAAUUAAUUCUGACUGCAAAGAAAAAGGAACUCAGGGGUCGAUUUCCAGUUACCCCAGUUAUUUAUUCUAUAAAGAAAACGCGAAUAAAAAACAAGGAGAAAAUUUGAAAACCCCUAUUGAAUCAAUAAAACAGAAAUUGACAGAAAAAAGUAGAAACAUCGAAAGGUCCCCUGAAUUCUUAAAGGAAGUUAAUAAAUUAGACCAUCUAGAACAGAACUUUACAUAUGCUAUAGAAAAGAUUACAGAAAAGGAAAACAAGAAUCGAAAAGCAAUAUGUAAGUCCUCGUACGAGAAUAAUGAGACACAUCAAAUAAAAAGGGACAAGGAGAAUGAAAUUCGCGAUGUCAAAGAUAAUAUAAAUCUUGCCGAAAGGAUAAAUGAUGCACCAGUUGUUGAUCUCCAAAUUUCACCUAACUGUAAUAAUUUUUUACAGCCCAACAGUCCGGAGAAUAUAAAAAAUACUAAACCUAAUCAGUAUGUCAAGUUGCAUAUCGCUCCGUUUUCAGAUUCAUCAUUCACCAGUUUCCCUAGACAAAACUGUGACAUAACCUUUGACUUAAACAGGGAAACGAGACUACAUCACCCCGGGAAAACUCUUAUUAUCGAACUUGAUAAAAACACCAAGAAUCCAGCUUUAAACGCUAACGUUCCCAAGAUAAAUCCAAUCGACCUUUUUAACGAUAACCGAUUAGGCGAACUAUUGACUCUGAUUAAAUUGGACUACUUAAAUCCAGAAGAAACUGAUAAUGUAACAAUAUUGAUUAAAAAUCAUCAAGACUGCUUCCAAUUGCCAGGAGAACAACUUACCUAUACGCACGUACUGCAACAUCAAAUACCGACUACAGACGAUUAUCCGAUUAACACAAAGCAGUAUAGAUUUCCUCAAAUUCAUAAGGUUGAAAUAAAUAAACAGGUUCAGGAAUUACUAAAUAGUGGUAUUAUACGACAUUUACAAUCGCCCUAUAAUACUCCUAUUUGGAUUGUGCCUAAAAAAGAGGAUUCCCAAGGCAACAAACGAUGGCGUAUGGUUUUGGAUUUUCGAGCAUUGAAUAAUAAGACUAUCGGAGAUGCUUAUCCGUUACCCAAUAUAAUUGACAUCCUCGAUCAACUCGGUGGAGCGCGAUACUUUUCUGUUUUUGAUUUGGCAUCCGGGUUUCAUCAAAUCAAGAUGGAUCCGCACGAUCGGCAUAAAACCGCUUUUACCACUCCUUUCGGACAUUACGAGUUUAACCGCAUGCCUUUCGGAUUAAAAAAUGCUCCCGCGACCUUUCAAAGGUUAAUGGAUAUAGUUUUAUCAGGGAUACAAGGACAGGAAGCUUUUGUUUACUUAGACGAUAUCGUCGUAUAUGCAUCCUUCUUGGAAGAUGCAGUAAGGGCGUUAAGCCUGACCCGAGAAAACUCGAAGCGGUACGCGAAUUUCCAACACCAAAAACGUCGAAAAACGUCAAGCAAUUUCUGGGACUAGCUGGAUACUAUAGAAGAUUUAUUCCGGAAUUUUCAAAAUUAG